This is a messenger RNA of Megalops cyprinoides (Indo-Pacific tarpon), 1742 nucleotides long. RefSeq names its product translocase of inner mitochondrial membrane 21 (gene timm21). Gene Ontology annotation, cellular component: TIM23 mitochondrial import inner membrane translocase complex. Gene Ontology annotation, biological process: protein import into mitochondrial matrix. The transcript is spliced from 6 exons. NCBI's taxonomy places the organism in Eukaryota, Metazoa, Chordata, Actinopteri, Elopiformes, Megalopidae. Bases 239 to 1000 code for a protein of 253 amino acids. The record is from RefSeq and is a predicted model, not a curated record.
ACUGCACCACAUCCAUGUCUUUUGCAUGCGGAUAGUAAACUAUAACCUAUAGUACCUAUAACAGGAAUAUCUGCGUUAUUUGUGUGGUGUGGCUGACUUUGUUAUCAUUGUCACAAGGCAACUGUCUCUGUAGCUGUGCUUGUUGGCAAGAUAUUUGUAGGCUAAGUCAUUAGAAAAGAACUGGCUAACAGAUUAGCUAGCUAGCUUGCUAGCUAGCAUAAUUCUGGUAAAGGACGUCAUGGUGGGUUCUCUUGUGUUUAAAGCAGCUCACCGUAACCUUAAGUUGGUGAGAUCAACGCUGUGUGUUUUACAAGCAUUUAGAAACAUCCACUACAGGCGUACACCCCAGCAAAACAAUUUAGCCGCAGCGACGUUAAAAUACAGUACGCGCCACCUCUCAGAGGAUUCUCAUGUAGUCGGAGUCUACAAUGUAUCCUGUUCACAGAGGCGAGCUAUUUCAAUAGGUACCAGUUUAAGUAAAGGAAAUAACGAUGAAAAAGAAAGGGGUCAGUUGUCCUUAUCGAGAAGUCCGAGCAGUACUUCAGGACUGUCGGCGGCACAGAAAGUUAAGGAAGCAGGAAAAGAUUUCUCCUACUUAAUAGUUGUGCUCAUUGGGGUUGGAGUAACAGGAGGAUUGCUGUAUGUUGUAUUCAAGGAGCUAUUUUCAUCAUCAAGCCCAAGUAAAAUCUAUGGGAAAGCUCUGGAAAAAUGUAGAGCACAUCCAGAGGUCAUUGGUGCUUUCGGGGAGCCAAUAAAGGGGUAUGGUGAAAUGUCUCGCCGUGGACGAAGACAACAAGUUAGCCAUGUAGAAUUCCUGAGAGAUGGCAUAAAACAUAUGAGGCUGAAGUUUUACAUUGAGGGCUCAGAACCACGGCUGCAAGGGACAGUGCAUACAGAAGUAAAAGAGAACCCUGAAACGGGGAAGUAUGAAUUCCGCUACAUAUUUGUGGACAUAGAUACAUACCCAAGAAGAACCAUUGUCAUUGAAGAUAACAGAUGAGAUUAUGAAAGUGGGGUUCCAGUUAAUAUGUUAUGUUCCAACAGAUCAGACACUGUUGUUUUUUGUUUUGUUUUUAACUUUGUGGCUUGUGAAGGCCAGGAAGAGUUUUAUGAAUUACUCGAAUUACUCAGACAAUUUCAUCUGAAGAGCUAAGUGUUAAUGAAAUAAUAAAGAAACUCAUGGAUUGGAAGUCAGGCUGCAUUUAGAACGAACAUUAAAAUGAAGCUGAGUCUGGCUAGAGUUUUGUGGAUUAUUAAUUUUAUGGUCUGUAAACAGGAUGAAAACACAAUGAGUUGCUGAAAUAAAGACUUUAAUGACUGUAUACACACUGCAUAAAGUUAACAAACACAGCUUAGUACUGCCAAUAACAGUUUGCUCUGUAGACAAUGAAACUGAAAAGAGUUUUCUCCGAAAUGAACAUGUAUUUGAUGUUCUCUUUGAAGAGUGUGAUGCCUGCUGAAUUCUGAUGAAUCUCUGAUGGUUUAAGCCUUCUUGAUGAAAGGCUACUUUUAAUAAUGAAGUGUGUUGCAGUAGAGUGUUGUAAACCUUUGAACACUGAAUAAAUGUCUCAAGCAGCCUUUUCUGUCAAGGAACAAGAAAAUGGUGCUGCUGUAUGUUUGUACCCUGUAAAGAAACAAUGGCACAAAAUGUUAAAAGAGGUAGGAAUAAAUGCUUUGAUUGGAGAAUUGAAAAAGACCUUUAACUGAUACUAAGUUUAUCAGUCAGCAUUACAGUUGUCAAA